Messenger RNA from Nycticebus coucang (slow loris), 3319 nucleotides. It is a transcript of the gene UBE2D4, whose product is annotated as ubiquitin conjugating enzyme E2 D4 (putative). Gene Ontology annotation, molecular function: ubiquitin conjugating enzyme activity. The transcript is spliced from 8 exons. Gene Ontology annotation, cellular component: nucleus. NCBI's taxonomy places the organism in Eukaryota, Metazoa, Chordata, Mammalia, Primates, Lorisidae. The record is from RefSeq and is a predicted model, not a curated record. Bases 192 to 770 code for a protein of 192 amino acids. Gene Ontology annotation, biological process: protein polyubiquitination; ubiquitin-dependent protein catabolic process.
CAGGACAGCCGGAGGACCUUCUCGGUCGCUUCGUGACGCUAUGCACGCGAAGACAACGGCCCCACAGUCCCCCGCGGCGCGCACGCGCAGGCGACGGUUCCCGGCGUGCAGCGCGGCGGCAGCGGACCGGGCACUGGGCCGCCUCAGGCAGCCCUGGCCGGGCUGUCCCGGGCCCCGGCAGCGGGGGUUGGAUGGCGCUGAAGCGGAUCCAGAAGGAAUUAACGGACUUGCAAAGGGAUCCUCCUGCCCAGUGUUCUGCGGGACCUGUGGGUAAUGAUUUGUUCCACUGGCAGGCCACCAUCAUGGGCCCGAAUGACAGUCCUUACCAAGGAGGUGUUUUCUUCCUGACCAUCCACUUUCCUACGGAUUACCCUUUCAAGCCCCCAAAGGUUGCUUUCACGACCAAAAUUUAUCACCCCAAUAUCAACAGUAAUGGCAGCAUCUGCCUUGACAUCCUACGGUCUCAGUGGUCUCCAGCGCUGACAGUGUCAAAAGUCCUCUUGUCCAUCUGCUCCCUGCUCUGUGAUCCCAACCCUGAUGACCCUCUGGUACCAGAGAUAGCCCACAUCUACAAGGCUGACAGAGAGAAGUGGGGAGAAUGCUGUUACCAAGGUGUCCUCUUAAAAGGCUGUCUGCAUGGGACUCUGCCGGGGCAAUGCCACGUGGUACCUGAGACGAUGUGCUUCCGGCAGUUGUCACAGUGUUCCUGUACUCAGCAUCACAGAGGCUCACACUGGGGAAGUAGUGCCAGGAAAGAUCUGGACCUGUAGCUGUAAAUGUUGGUCCUCUGAAAAAAUGGAGGAUGAAGCUGCCAGCACCCCCAACACAAACAACCUGAUGCUAUGCAGGUAGGAGCAGCAAACCCACUCUGAGCUGGAUCCCUUCCAGAACCUGCCCCCUUGCCUGCUGUCCACUGGUGAGAGGAGAAAGAAAUUGUUCUCCCUUGGCCAGUUUUCUGGCUUUCCUGUUGUACCCACCUUGGUCUUGUCCUUUUGAUAGACUUCAUAAAAAGCAAAAAGACAUAGACAAUCUGCAAAAUCCCUCUCAGACCAGAGAGUGAUUCCUUGAUUAUCCCUAAAACUAUGUCUCCUUCCUUGCCUCCCCAACAACUUCUCCCAGGCCCCCAGACUUGUGGGCUCAAUGGCAUCCAGCUGCCUGCAAUAGAGCUACCCUCAAGGAUGGGGGAUCAACUGAGCUCUGUUUUGGAGGACAAUAGCAGGGCUGCCCUGUGGAGCCUGCUUCUCAACCCUGCUGCCCCCUAGCCUACCCACAGUGGCUUAAGGGGCUGGUCUUGCAACCCAGUCAUUACAUUCACUCUCUAGUUAUGUAAUUGGUGUUAUCAAAGCAUUGAUUGAGCACUUUUAGUGUACCCCAUACUCUCAAGGUAUGGGGGUGGGGAGAGAACUAUACAAAGCAUUCACGGGAGCUAGUUGAUGGGCAUACAUGGACACAAAGAGAUGUAAAGGUCAUAGGAAAUUAAGAGGAGAAGGAAGAAGAGGGGAGGGGCGAAAACCUACCUAUCAGGUAUAAUGAGCACUAUGUACGUGAUGGGUACACGAAAAUACCCAAUUUAAGGAUUAUAAAAGGUAUCCAUGUAAUAUAAACAUUUGCACCCCCUUAAUACUUUGAAAUUUAAAAAAUACAAAAAAUAUAAAACUCACUGGCAGACCAGAUACACAAAUGAGAAAAAGAAUCAAAUGUUACUGUUAUCACACCAAAGAGUCUGUCUGCUUGUCACCCAAGCCAAUCUACAGUGAAGUGGGUGAGAGAUUAAUAGUUUCACUUUAUUUACAAAAAAGCCAGCAAUUCUGGAGAGCAGCCAGGAUAUCUCCCCAAAGAACUCCUCUGUUCUCUCUUUCCUUUUGUUACUUUUAUUCUCACAUUAAAAGUAAACCUCAGCGGGUAGCACCUGUGGCUCAAAGGGGUAGGGUGCUGGCCCCAUAUGCCAGAGGUGGCAGGUUCAAACCCAGCCCCAGCUAAAAACAGCAAAAAAAAUAUCUGUAACUGGCUUCAUACUAUACUUAGAAUAAAAACUAUACUCAUUAAAAAAAAAAAAGUAAACCUCAGCAGGUAUGUUAUCAUACCUUAAACAGAUUCCUCCUUGUAUGUUACAAAGUUAUAUAAUAUCUUCCUAUUCUUCAAGUGGUUAUAUUUUAAAAGCAUUUUUAUUCUAGACUAACUAUAACUAUAACUCUUCUUUAUAGUUAUUCUAGACUCCACUGGGUAGACAGAGUGCCUUGUGUCCUUGACCUUGGAGUCCAGUCCGCCAACUUACUUAUGACAGUAGGCCUUGGAAGUGAAUAAACAAUCUCCAGAUGUCCGCUCAUCUGGCCUUGUUAGGGCCUGACCAGCAGUGCCCUGCAUGAAAUGACCAUUCAGGUUAUCAGUGGCUGAUAAUAUUACCACCACAGAAAAUGACCACACUGCAAAGAUAAUAAGAGAGGAACAAAAGAUAUGCAAAACAGAGACCAAUUAACAAAAUGACAAGAGUAAGUCCAGUCCUCACCUAUCAAUAACAACCUUGAAUGUAAACAGUUUAAAAUUCCCAGUUACUACCAUGGAAUUUAAAAAAAAUGGAGACUUCACAUCCUUUGUAUUAACCUGGAUGGAAGUGGAAGACAUUAUUCUUAGUAAAGCAUCACAGGAAUGGAGAAGCAUGAAUCCUAUGUACUCAAUUUUGAUAUGAGGACAAUUAAUGACAAUUAAGGUCAUGGGGGGGAGGAAAAGCAGAGAGAGGGAAAGAGGGAGAGGGGUGGGGCCUUGGUGUGUGUCACACCUUCUGGGGGCAAUACAUGAUUGCAAGAGGGACUUUACCUAACAAAUGCAAUCAGUGUAACCUGGCUUAUUGUAUCCUCAAUGAAUCCCCAACAAUAAAAAAACAAACAAAAAAAGACCACAUUUCCUCAUUUCCCCUCUCCCUGUGAGGGGCGUGGAUGCAUCUGUACCCACUGAGUUACUGGGCAAUUUUUCUUCCCCUGUGCUCUGCACAUCAAAAUAAAUCCUGGACGCCUUUCUCCCAUUAAAAAAAAAAAAUUCCCAGUUACAUAGGCUGGUGGGGCAUCUGGCUCAUGCCUGUAAUCCUAACCCUCUGGGAGUCCCAGGCAGGAGGAUCACUUGAGAUCAGGAGUUUGAGACCAGAAUGAGCAGAAGUAAGACUCAGUCUCUACUAAAAAUAGAAAAAUUAGCCAAGUAUCAUGAUGGGUGCUUAUAGUUCCAGCUUCUCUGGAGGCUGAGGCAGGAGGAUGGCUUGAACCCAGGAGUGUGAGGUUGCUGUGGGCUGAUGCCGUGGCUCUCUAGCCAGGGCAACAGAGUAGGACAC